This is a messenger RNA of Xenopus tropicalis (tropical clawed frog), 1965 nucleotides long. RefSeq names its product BAI1 associated protein 2 like 2 (gene baiap2l2). The transcript has 14 exons. Lineage: Eukaryota; Metazoa; Chordata; Amphibia; Anura; Pipidae. The record is from RefSeq and is a predicted model, not a curated record. Bases 180 to 1607 code for a protein of 475 amino acids. Gene Ontology annotation, biological process: plasma membrane organization.
AAGAAGGUAGGCUCUUCAACACAGCACUUAUUAAGUUCCAGGGUGUCUUGUUACCUGCAUGAUCAGGUAUCAUUGUGCCUGGUGAAUUAUUAAACCUCUCCUCUCUCCAACUCAUUCUGAUCAACGUCCAAACUCCACUGGCAGGAUUCCCUCAUCUUGCCGGCUUAAGGAGUGCAGCCAUGUCUCGGGAAAUGGAUUCGAUUUAUGCAUCCACCAUUGGGACCUAUAAGAAAAUUCUAGGUCAGUUUAACCCAGCAUUGGAGAACUUAGUCUAUCUCGGUAACAAUUACUUACGGGCUUUAAAUGCACUAUCAGAAGUUGCAGAAACCUAUUACAAUGCAAUUAAGAAGAUCGGAGAACAGGCGCUGCAGAACGUCACCUGUCAGGGGCUUGGUCAACUGCUCAUCCAGAUGGCUGAACACUGUAGAACUGCGAGUGCUGGGCUGAAUAUUGUGUUUCAGACUCUGCAUGGCGACAUAGUGCAACAAAUGGACAAGAACACCAAGCUGGACAUGCAGUUUAUAACUGACAGUCAGAACCGCUAUGAGAUAGAAUAUCGUCACCGAUCAGCAAAUCUAGAAAAGUGUAUGUCAGAGGCCUGGAAGAUGGAGCGACAAAGAGACCGUAACCUACGGGAAAUGAAGGAAAAUGUUAAUAUGCUGCACAAUGAUAUGCUGGCAUUUGUGAAGGAGAGUCAGCGGGCCGCAGAGCUGGAGGAAAAGCGCAGGUAUCGGUUCCUUGCAGAGAAACACUGGCUGCUGUGCAGCUCCUUCCUGCAGUAUCACAGCCGGGCACAGGGUUUGCUACAGGCCAGAGUACCUCCAUGGAAGGAACAAAUUGAUGCCAGCAGAUCACAGACUGCAUCAGGGCCUCAGAACUAUGCACCCAGCAGACCGGCUUCUACCUCAAGGGACUCGGUGCCCCUGCCACCAAGACCUGCGGAGAGAGAGCAGAAUGAUAGCAGAGCCUCUAUACGAUCUGAUUCUAGUAGGAGAGGUCUGCAAAGAACACCAUCUACAGGAUCAGUAGGCAGCUCACAGCUCACCCGCUCAAGCUCUUUUGGAGAAGUAGCAGUCGCAGCUGUUGCAGCAGCUGCAGCUGGCGCAGGAGGCAGGCGGGUUCAGGCGAUUGUGGACCACAACACAGGAGGAAACCGCACACUGCUGCAAUUCAAAAAGGCCGAUAUUAUUACUGUGCUGGUUCCAGAAGCCCGAAAUGGAUGGCUUUAUGGGAAACUGGAAGGCCUUUCUAUGAAUGGCUGGUUUCCAGAAGCAUAUGUGAAAUCCAUGGACAGAGACCAAGACUCCAGGUCCUUUCCUUUGCGCAGUGCGCACAGUACCGGGGAUCUUCUGGAUGGGUCUGAUAACUUCCCGGAACCAGAUUAUAGACCUAAGCCCCAGGGACAGGGAUUCUCGACCCCAAACAGUAGAAGAGGAAGUGAAGCAAAUGCGGCUCCUCCUCCUCCUCCUCCAGCCAGUAGCAAUGCAGCAAAGAAGAGCACAGGAGGCCCCAGAGGAGAUCUCUUCCCAAGGGGAACAAAUCCAUUUGCAACUGUUAAACUGCGCCCUACUGUCACCAAUGAUCGCUCUGCUCCUCUUAUCCGGUGAGGACCUGAGAUUGAGGCCUGUACAGUGACUCUUGUGCAAUCUCCCGAGACCUGCCGCUACAGACAGCAGCAUACACUGCAAGUAACAGAGAAGUGCAACGCUCUAGCUGGAUAGACAUAUUGCACGCUGAAUUUUCCUUUCUGUAAAUACUGCCUUUCCGAUGAUGUUGUAGUCAGGCUGGCACCCCUCUGAUAAGAAAUAUUUCCACCAGAUAUAAACCACUGGUAGAUGAUACAUUUACUUGAUUAUUUGUAAUUAUGUGUUUUGUAAAUAUUAAAUCCUUUUUCUGUGUUAGUAACUGUUCAAAUCAAGCUAUUGUUUGGAGCGUACCUCUGAAUAAAGCAAAGUGCAAAAUGGA